Lolium rigidum is the source of this 3135-nucleotide messenger RNA. RefSeq lists its product as uncharacterized. The transcript is spliced from 8 exons. Gene Ontology annotation, molecular function: zinc ion binding. Gene Ontology annotation, cellular component: nucleus. The record is from RefSeq and is a predicted model, not a curated record. NCBI's taxonomy places the organism in Eukaryota, Viridiplantae, Streptophyta, Magnoliopsida, Poales, Poaceae. Bases 17 to 2842 code for a protein of 941 amino acids.
GCGGAGAGCGACAGCCAUGAGGGAGGAGGUCAGGAGCUCGUCGGCGGCGCCCGCCGACCCGCCGCCGCGGUCGGCCUCGCCACCCGCCACCCCGGUCGCCAGCUCUGCUGGUCCUUCAUCGCCUCCCGCACAAACGAAUGUAGUUACCAUGGAUUGGUUAGGCAGUGAGCAGUUAUCUAAAGUGGGGUCAUCAUCACUGGCUGCUUCACUUCCUGCUCAGCCUUCUCUCAGUACUAAUGCUGUUGGAGCUGCUAUGGAUUUCUCGCAAUCAUCAUGCAGACCAUGGGAACGAGGAGACUUACUUCAUCGACUGGCCACAUUUAAGCCCUCAACAUGGGCUUCCAAGCCAAAGGCUGCCAGUUCACUGGCUUGUGCUCAAAGGGGAUGGGUGAACAUUGACGUGGACAAAAUUGAAUGCGACUCAUGUGGCGCACAUCUUAUAUUUACUGCACUGACAUCCUGGUCUCCUGCUGAAGUUGCAAAUGCUGGAGAAGCCUUUGCCGAACAGCUUGAUGCAUCACACCAGAAUGAUUGUCCCUGGAGAGGGAAUAGCUGUGCUGAUAGCCUAGUGCAGCUCCACUUCAGCCCAUCAGCUCUUCUUGGUGGGUUUAAAGAUCGCUGCGAAGGGCUGUUGCAAUUUAUAUCUCUCCCUGUUAUUGCCUCUUCUGCAAUAGAGAGUAUGAAGCUCACUCGGAAUCAUCAGAUUGUGCAUGUGUUAUCCCAAUCAAUUGCGAUUCUGUGUGGGGAGUUGGGUUACAAAACAGACGGCACAGCAGGAAUUGAUGUCAAUCAUCAAGAUGAGACCUGCAGCUACUCUCAAGCGCAGAAGCUUAUUAGCCUUUGUGGAUGGGAACCUAGAUGGCUUCCAAAUGUACAAGAUUGGGAAGAAAACUCAACCCACUCUGCAAAAAUUGCAGCCUCGGCUGAACCAGAUAAAUCUUCCCGCUUUGCUGAGCAACAGCAAAAUUCGUACUCCACAUCAGUCAAGAAAGACAAGGGGAAAGGCAAACUACAUGUGAAAGAUUCUGGAUGCAGUUUGAGAUCACCUUUGCUGGAUUGCAGCUUAUGUGGAGCUACAGUGAGAAUCUGGGAUUUUACAUCUGUGCCACGUCCUGCUCAUCUUAAUCUGGGUAACAUCGAUGCACCUGAUGCAGGGACGAAACCUCUGUUAGCACGUGGAAUUAGUGCUACAAGUGGGAUCAAUGGAUGGGUUGCUGAAGGAGCAGAUAAGAACAAUGUUGAAGGACGUGAUGAAGCAUGUACUGAUGAGGGAAAAUCAAUGUCAAAUGCUCGUGUUGACCUAAAUCUGACAAUGGCAGGAGGGUUGCCACCAACCCAUUCUGGGAUGCUCUCAGUGCUUGGAAAUUUCAAUAACGGAGGAAUGGGAAUAGAUCUGGUGAUCGGUCAACCUUCCGGAAGUGAGGCUGGUGGCUAUGCAGCCUCAUUUGAAUCUCGUGGUCCCAGUUCAAGGAAGCGUAAUAUAGAGGAAGGUGGGAGCACAGCUGAUAAGCCAGUAAACAGGCUUCAGCCUGCUGACAGCAUAGAAGGGACUGUUAUUGACCGUGACGGUGAUGAAGUUGAUGAUGCUGCACAAAAUUCAGAUAUUCGGAGCAAAAGGCAACGUGGCUUUAAUCUCUUUGAUGUCCACCCACCAUCUUCUUCUGGAGCUGGUCCCAGCAGAAAUUUUAGUCUUGAGCUGGAUAUAGAUGUCAAUAGAACUCAGCCAUCUAAAGCCGAGGGUCCAUCUGCCCUUCACAACUCAUCUGCUAGAGACUCCAUGAGGGCAUCUUCUGUUAUUGCAAUGAAUAUUAUUCAUGGUGCGGAGGAAAAUUCAAUGGAGAGUGUUCAAUACCAGCCAUGUGAUGGUGAUGAUGUUGAGAAGCCUUCAAGUGCACUCAGGAGUGGUGGAAUGAGCGACACAUUGGAUCUCAACUAUAGCAACCUAGCACAGGAGAGCAGUUUUGUGCAUCCUGCUGCUGACAGUAAUGCAAGAGAUAUAGGAGGGAGCAGUAUGAAUGGAGGGGAAGAAGUCCUCAAUGCAGAUACAGCUCCCAUUUUGGCUAGAGAUCAACUUAGCUUGGGAGUUAGCGGAGGGAGUGUUGGAAUGGGUGCUAGUCAUGAAGCCGAAAUUCAUGGAGUCGAGGUUUCUGAACAUAAAACUGAGAGUGUUGUCGGAGAUGUAGAACCAGUUCCUGAGCUUAUUGAAACCAUGGGGCAGACUGGUGAAUCAGCCCCUGGGCCUGGAAUGAUGGAUGAGUUUGUCCCUGAAGAUGUUGGCCGAGAAGAGCCUCAGGGUGAUAGCCACGAUGUGGUCUCUAGGUUAGUGGGCCAAGUUGACAGUGGUUCAACUAAAGCUGAUUCUGUUGAGAGUGGAGAAAAGAUGAGCCAUGCCAGAGGCCAGGAGAGUAACCUGCAACAUUCUCUUUCUUGCAAUGCCAGAGUUUAUUCUGGCAUCGAUCUAUCUAAAGAUGAAGUGACUCAGACUGGCAAAAUGCUGACUAAGGAUGAGUAUGAUCCAGGAAAUGAUCUUGGAGCAAUGAAUGGAGAAAAUGACUAUGGAACAAGUCUUCCAGAAUUUGAUCCAAUUAAGCAUCACAACAAUUGCUGUCCAUGGGUAAAUGGAUAUGUUGCCGCUGCUUGCUCUAUCAAUUCUAGUUCCAUCACAAAUAGCUCAGCAUUUUGUGGCUGGCAGCUUACACUAGAUGCACUUGAAACUGUCCAGUCUCUUGGGCAAGACCAAACUCAAGCCAUGCAGUCAGAUUCUGCAGCGUCACUAUAUAAGGAUGAUCGGGUUGCACCAAGCCACAAGCUGCCAAAAAGGCCAAAACACAGCAAGUGCUAAUCGAAACGCCCCUGACUAGGUUUGGGCCCAACAUGCAAGAAGAGCUCAAAAAGCGCAAGCAGGCGGCAGAAGAGGAAUAAGUUGAGCCUUUUGCUUUUAGCCAUCAUUGUAGAGUGUAGAUGGGUUUGACUUUUGCCAAGCUGUGUGUUUUCCAUUUAUGUUGUUUAUAUAUGUACUAUUCUGAGAGAUUCAGCGAGUCUAGAAUUCUGUACCCUAUGUUAUUUCGUCGAGGACUUGUGCAAGUGAACAGCAUUUGGCUCAUUUGACCAUAAUUUAACUUCCUUCUGUUGUUA